This is a messenger RNA of Topomyia yanbarensis, 1038 nucleotides long. RefSeq names its product PEST proteolytic signal-containing nuclear protein-like. The transcript has 3 exons. NCBI's taxonomy places the organism in Eukaryota, Metazoa, Arthropoda, Insecta, Diptera, Culicidae. The coding region runs from base 137 to 745 and encodes 202 amino acids. The record is from RefSeq and is a predicted model, not a curated record. Gene Ontology annotation, cellular component: nucleus. Gene Ontology annotation, biological process: proteasome-mediated ubiquitin-dependent protein catabolic process; protein ubiquitination.
CCAUAAUUUGAGAUUAUAUUAUAGUUCAGCAAAGCACUCCUUUUUUUCCAAAAAUAACUUUGAAUUCAUAUUACUUAAAGAAAUAUAGAUAGUGUUAUUUAAAACAGUGUAAAUCACAGCAUUUAAACAAAUUGCAAUGAGUCGUUGGGAUAAAAAAACUGAAGGACGACCACGAUCACGCCGGGAGGAUUUUUCUAGUCAAACACGAAGCAGGUCUCGGAGCCGUUCAAAUUCACCGAUUGAGCAAAGAUUACGGGUGUUGGACGAGGAGCGCCGACUGAAGGAAAAGGAAUUGCGAGAGGCAGUACAUCCACCACAAAUCGACUCUAGCUCUAGUGGAGACUCCAGCGAUGGAUCCUGCCCGGAAGAAAUUCCACCAGCGCCAGUUGCAACUUCCAAGAUAGGAUUCGGUUUCAAGAAACCGACAGCAGAUAUUACCAAGUCAAAGUCUACGGCAAUAUUGCAAAUGCAAAAGUCGAAACCGACGGCGAUUCAGAUGUCUUUGAAAACGGUACCCAAUAAAGAAACCCCAAAACUGCUAAAACCGAUAGCGAAUGCAUUUGCCGCAGACGACAGUGACGAUGAGCCGGAAGAAAUGCCUGCCGAAUGUCGUAUGCGGAUGCGCAACAUCGGUCGUGAGACCCCCACAUCUUCCGGACCAAACUCGUUCGGUAAGACUAAGCACGGUUUUUGCGAUUCCAAGAAAAUGUUCGAAAAAAAGAUGAACUCGUUGAAUGAUGGCUAAAUCGAAUUUCAAUAAACGGAAUAGAACGGCACUUCCCUAUUUCUAUUGCAUGCAGGAUGAGAUUUUCUCCACUCUACUAAUUAUGGAGCUACUUAAUAACAAUAUUCUUUUCAAAGACUUUCAAUAUGAGUGUGUUCUCUGUGCUGGAAGGCCAAUUCAUAAGGUUAAGAAGAUGACUUACGUCGCUGUGCGUAUACUCGCAGCAGCACUGUGUGGAACUGGUUGAUAAGUAUAUUUUAAAAUAACAUUUACAUGAAUAAUCUUGAUGAUCAUUGAAACAUAGGCCAAUAGAA